Messenger RNA from Lottia gigantea (owl limpet), 321 nucleotides. RefSeq lists its product as hypothetical. The transcript has 3 exons. NCBI's taxonomy places the organism in Eukaryota, Metazoa, Mollusca, Gastropoda, Lottiidae. The record is from RefSeq and is a predicted model, not a curated record. Bases 1 to 321 code for a protein of 106 amino acids.
AUGGCUACAAGAUUGAUGAUGCCAUUUUUUACUAAACUGGAUAGGGAACGGCGACCAGCAUGGCAGCUGAAGGCAAGCAUGUGGUUCUGUUUUAAUACUACUGUAUUUGCUUGUGAAAUUGAAUUAAGCAUGUCUUAUUUAAAUUUAACUAUUAAAUGUGAAUACCAUCAAAACUUUUUCUACUUCCCACAACUAUUCAAUAUUAAAAAAGGGAACAAUGAGAGAAAGAGGAAAGAAAUGGUAGAAGGAUUUUUAGGACUUAUUAUAUUGAUAGAGAAUGUUACGCAAUGUGUAAUGAUGAGAUCGGAAAGUAAAUGUUAG